GCCCUCCCUCCCUCUCUCUCUCUCCCCCACCCUCCCUCGCUUCUUCCCUGCAUCCAUUCAUCUCACUUCCUCACAUCCUGUCCUCCAUCCAGCAGCAGCAUCCUCUGGCUCUCCUCCUUUUCCUCCUCCACACUCAGCAGCAAUGAACAGCACACUAUCAGCUUUGACAGAGAAGAUCAAAGAGAUGUCCGUGGUGUCUCUGCUGUGCUCCUGCUUCUCCUCCCAGCCUCACCCCAACACUCUCGGACAGUACAGAGAAGUUGAGGUGAAGGGUGUGAACAAGCAUGUACUGGGACAGACGUUUGAGGUGAUUCUAAAGUAUCCUGAUGAGCCUGGGAACAAACUGUACCUUCAGGCCUUGGCCCCCCCGCCAAAGAAGGAGGCGUCUCUGGAGGAUCUGCAGAGGCGCCUGGACGCCGCUGAGGAGAGGAGGAAGUCCCAGAAGGCGCUGGUGCUGAAGCAGCUGGCCGAGAAGAGGGAGCACGAGCAGGAGGUGCUCCAUAAAGCUUGUGAGGAGAACUACAACUUCAGCAAGAAGACUGAGGAGAAACUCCUUCAGAAGAUGGAGGUCAGCAAGGAGAACCGGGAUGCCCACCUGAACGCACUCAAACAGCGGCUCCAUCAGAAAGUAAUGUAUGCCACUGAGGUGCGCAAGAACAAGGAGCGUCAGGCUGACAUGUCUGGCUGAAGAUAUUUCCACACUUUUUCAGGCAAACCUACUUAACCACUGCGUGCCCGUGCUUUCCUGUGGAUCAUUAUUCACCAACACAGUGCACCUUACACAACUGUACUGCUUAUCUGCACAGUUUCUCUCUCUCGCUCUCUCUCUGUAAAUCAUGUGCCAUUUCAAAUAGCUACAUUCUGAUAGAAGAAGCAAAAACAGUUGAAAUAAAGUCCAAAUCUGAGCCAAA
This is a messenger RNA of Thalassophryne amazonica, 911 nucleotides long. It is a transcript of the gene stmn3, whose product is annotated as stathmin-like 3. Gene Ontology annotation, biological process: neuron projection development; microtubule depolymerization; regulation of microtubule polymerization or depolymerization. The coding region runs from base 143 to 688 and encodes 181 amino acids. The transcript is spliced from 5 exons. NCBI's taxonomy places the organism in Eukaryota, Metazoa, Chordata, Actinopteri, Batrachoidiformes, Batrachoididae. The record is from RefSeq and is a predicted model, not a curated record. Gene Ontology annotation, molecular function: tubulin binding. Gene Ontology annotation, cellular component: neuron projection; cytoplasm.